UAAUUUUUAUUUUAAAUAAAGCUCAUGAAAAAUGUACCGGGGUCAUUUUUGCAUUUUCUAAAAACGAUCGGGUUUUAUUUAAACAUUCAUACUCAACUUCAUCGGGGUUUUUAAGCCUCCUCAAAUUUCCACAAUACGACGACGCUUCUCUCGCCGUCGCCGGCGACAAACACUUCCAUCUUGUAUAAGGUAGGUCUAAUCACUCAUUAUCUCCUCACUUCUAUCAGUUUAAGUUUUAUCUUUGAUCCUUGGUACAAUUUUCCAGAAAUAUUUAUUUGUCCAAAUUCAAGAGAGAGAGAUGAGCUUGUUUCAAAGAUGGGCUUACAUAGUAAAAGAAGCACUUGACAAAAGCUUUUCAGUUGCCAAAUUCUUCUGUGCAAUUCAUGUCACCAAUACCUACCUCUUCUCCACUGCUAUGGUCCAAGGUCCUAGCAUGCUCCCCACUUUCAACCUCAACGGUGAAAUUGUCCUACUUGACAGAAUCUCAACCCGAUAUGGCAAAGUGGGCCCCGGUGAUGUCAUCAUAGUCCGGUCACCUGAAACUCCAAGAAAAGUUGUCACCAAGAGAAUUAUUGGCAUGGAAGGUGACACUAUCACCUACAUUGUGGACCCCACAAAUAGCGAUAGAACCGAAACCAUAGUUGUUCCAAAAGGACAUGUUUGGGUUGAAGGGGAUAACAUUUAUAAUACUUAUGAUUCAAGGAAUUUUGGACCUGUUCCUUAUGGACUUCUUCAAGGCAAGGUUUUUUGGAAGAUAUGGCCCACUAGUGCAUUUGGAUCAAUUGGGAGGAGACCACAAAUUGGUGACCCUGCCUUUAAGGUUGUGGAGCAGUGACACAUUUAUGACUUUUAAAAUGAUGAAGUUUUAUUGACACAAUUCUUCAAGGAGUUCUUUUUUAAAUAACUUUUUUGAGCUACAAAUGGAGCAUCAUUUGUUUGUUGUUGGGGCAAAUUUAAUAUAGCACGUGUCAUAUUUGGGAAUAAUGCAAAUUGGGCUUAUGAAUGUACUGAAAGAAACAAAGGGCAUCUAUGUUUUUUGCACAAACAUUAAGAUUAGAUAGGUUGUUCCUUAAAAAUAAGGUAGGAUAAAAAGAUUAUAAUUUUGUUUGCUAUGACAACGAAGAAUCGAAGGACUUUGAAUUUGAGCUUA
This is a messenger RNA of Lactuca sativa (garden lettuce), 1150 nucleotides long. Its product is annotated as mitochondrial ATP-independent inner membrane protease subunit 1a. Gene Ontology annotation, molecular function: serine-type endopeptidase activity. Lineage: Eukaryota; Viridiplantae; Streptophyta; Magnoliopsida; Asterales; Asteraceae. Gene Ontology annotation, cellular component: mitochondrial inner membrane peptidase complex; membrane. The record is from RefSeq and is a predicted model, not a curated record.